AAAGUAUAAAAGCAUACCUGCGUGUACACCCAGGCAUUUUUAUAACCCUUACGAUGGUGUAUGCAUUUCCCUGCGUGUUCUUUGUCCUCGCAUGUUCGCAUGUGCACAUGUUUGCGCCUGCGUGCAAUACUGGUCUGCCGGCCUGCGUCCCGUGUGUAUGUGUCCGUGUGCGUAUGUGCGUAUGUGUUCCAGGAGAGCCAGUGGCUGGACAGCGUUUCUCUCCUGAUCAAGGACACAUUGGAGGGGGAGAUGCUGAUGAUCGACAACCUCUCCGGUUCUGUCUUCCACCACUACUCCUCUCCUCCACCCAUCUGCAAAGACUGCAAAGGCCACCCACAAGAGCAGAUCAGGAUGGCAGAGAUUGAGCAGGCAUCGCUGAAGUCAGAGCAGCUGUCAGACAAGUCCUCAUCCCCUGCUCUGCCAGACGACCUCAGCCUGGACGAACAUACUGCCUACCAGCUGCUGGCGCGAGAGGGCAAGGGAAGAUGCAGCAGUGACUCCCGCAGCUCUGAGGAGGCAGGAGGUGGAGAGAGUCAUGCAGGAGGCCUUCAAACUCAGACCGUGGUGCAGACCCAGGUGCAGGGGUUUGGCCAGCCCUGCCAGGCCCUCUGCACUGGCAGUGAGAUAAAGACUGCACUGCAGGAGAUGGAGAUGCAAACACAACAACCGUAUAUGUGCUCACCUCACAAUGGCGUUUCCAGCAGCAACAACGAGGGAAGAAACAAAGACGGAGAAGGAGGAGCCAGUGGAAUUUCUCCUCUCUUCCAUCUGCCUGCAGAGUUCUUCCACCCUGCAGGAGCACCCCUCCCAACGCCUCCCCGCAGUAGGAGCCUACGGUUGUCGAGGGGCCUUCGGCUGACCUCUCCAGCCUCCUGGGCUUCGCUCCGCUCCCCGGGGGCUCAUAGCAAGAUGCUCUCUACACAGUACCCAUCCCACAGUGACUCAUCCCUUGCUACAGGCAGCUCUGAGGGCAGCCUCCAGACAACCCUGGAAGAAGGACUGAGCUUCAGCAUCUCUCCGCCACAGAACAUGGAGUUGCCUUUGCCGACAGCUCCGUUACCACUCGUGUGCCCGCUCCCACUGCCUGAGGACAACACGGCCAUUUCCUCCCCGGUCCAGACCCUGAGGCCGAGGCCGAGCCCCUCAUCAGCCCUCACCCUCCAGGCCACCAGGGGCCACCAGCGGAGCCAGAGCAGUGGCCGAGGCAGCACUAGCCCGGGCUACACGCGCGACGACUCAAUUGACCCUUCAGACGAGGACCUGGGCAUAGGCAUUGGAUCGUCAAUUGGUGGUUGUGGCUCCAGCCAAGCAGGCAACAGUGAACACUUGUCAGAGACACUGAGCAGCUUGUCGUUGACAUCACUGCUGUCGCCCAGCUCCCUGGUGUACCCAGGAGGGGCGGUGAAGAAGUGCAACAGCACAGGCAGCCUGGACCAAGGGGGGAUGCUGCUGUCAUCCCGCGGCAGGGAGGGCCGCAGGGAGGUCCUCGGCCUGGAGCUUAUGAACUCCCAAGGCUUCAUGGCCAACCCUUGGACAGGGGUAUUAGUUGAAACAAGAAGAGCAGAAGGAAGGAUGGAAAUAGGAGAUAGCGAGCAAGGGCUCAAAGGGAAGAGCUCAAGCCAAACAACAGUAGGGCCUUGUCGGAAAAACAGAUGAAACCUACUGUUUACUCUUUCUUUGUCUCUCCAUUCCUUGGAUCUAAACCCAUUGCUGUCCCUCUCACUCUCUCUGCUCCCAUCAGUGAGAGAGAGGCUUGAUGACACAUGAUGUCCUGUAUUCCAAAACCAAACCCUCAUCUUGCCCCCUCAACCCCUUUAUAUAUGUCCUGUUUUGUGCUACCUAGGGGAGUGGUCUUGGUUAUAGCCUGAUGGUGAGAAAGUGGCCUGCAGAGUUGAGGCCCAGAGGCUGAAGAUAGGUCCUUAGUCCCUCUUAGGAGCUGUACCUGUAGAGGAGGCCGUGGAAGGUCUCUGCUCACCUUGAAAGACCAGGAGGCCCAUUUGUAUCAGGGAGUCAAUUGGAGCAGAGAGAAAAAAAGAGCUCAAACUCAAGGACACAAGAGUCUUGUUGUUGCUCUACUGUAGUUUACUUUUACUCUGUCGACUCGGGUUCACUGAGGUUGAAAAUGCAAAAAUAGAAUAGAAGUACCUAAACUGAAAGCUAUCCAUGCCAACAGAGACCGUUUUGAUUUGUUUAUGUCUCAGAGGCAGUGCAGCAAGAAAGUGGGAGGAGGCUCGGAGAGGGUGGAAUAUAUCAAGGCGGAAGGAAGGCUGGGAAGGGAGAAGGCGGGCCAUUUGUUUAGCUGGGCAAGCAUAAAGCGGAUCUAAUGUCCAUCUGUUCUGGCAGACGGAAACUACAGGUCCUACUCACUCUGGCACAGGACCUUCUGCUGAGUUCAGAGUAAAAUUGCAAGGUGGAGGAGAGUUCAAGAGUGUGUGUGAAUUGUGUGUGAGAUCACUGCCUCAGGUAUCAAGGGCAUGAAUUAAAUCAUUCUCAUCACUCCACCAUACCUCUGUACUUUUGAAACAGAAGAUAGGUAUUGACUGAUGAAAGCUUUGUGCCUCUGUAAAGUUAUUCUUAGAGUGGCAGCGGAAAAUGAAAAGAAAUGGACAGAUUGCGGUAUAACCGUGCAUGGAGUGAUUCGUGAAAUUGGUUAUUUUUUCCUUCUAUCUCCGGCAUCUCUCACUCAGAAAUGAAAAAAUGAGUGUGAAAGAGAGCUAAGUUGGAGGGAACAUGACAAACCCCAUCAGAAGAAACAAUCAUGCGUGCCUGGGGCAGCCUUGUGUCCAAAAAAAAAAAAAACGGUUGACAGCCAAAUUAAUAAAAGUGAGACUUUAAGCACACUUCUUUUGCCACCACUUCUUCUCCCCGUGCUUAAGGAUUUGAGAAGGAUGGACAAACCCACAAGAGUUACGAAGGACCUUGACUGCAUGAUGGAAAUGCAUUUAAACAAGAAUUUUAUCUAUAUACAGAAGUGUAUCAAGAUGUCAAUGUUGGGUGAUAACCAUGUGAUUUCUAUUCCACUAUUUUUGUAGAAAAGAGAAUAGGCACGUGCAAGUGUUGCCGUUACUUUGUCCCAAUUUAAUUUAAUCCAUACAAUCUCUUUGACUACUUGUCUAGGACUUUUUGUCUGCCAGUGGCUUCCAGUUUUAUAACAUUUUUUAAGGUGUGGACAGUGUAUAAAGCAACGAAGCAAAAAAUUUCAAACAAACUCUGUGCGCUGACGUGAUAGUUCCCUCCAGCACAUUUCUCUUUGGGAACACUGGUUCCUAGUGGAAUAUUUCUUUCAAAUGUUGGAGUCCCAGGGGACAGCCAGAGAUGGGGAACAGCCAUAUUCACUCAGCACACGAGGAUCGUUCUAGCUCACAGACAUUCCUGGCUGGCUGCACACAGGGAUUUUUGUUUGCUUUUAGCCUCCUAUGCUAAAAUCCAUGAAUAGAAAUCUCUAUGAAAGCUUUAAUUUGAGAGUCACACCACAACAUAUCGAUUACGGACACAUUUGUGUUCUUUAAGCAUGGUUCUGGGAUUGCAAUACAGUAUGCUUGUUCUUGAAACAACACCCUGAUGCACUCAUCUUCUCUGCCCCAUCCCUUCACACACACACUAUGUUGUAGCAACCCUUUCACACACCAUAGGUUGAUAUCAAAAGCUGACACUGUCACACUGAACUAAACUUUGCAUCUUUUAAUGCAAACUUACUUGAUUAUUUACUCCGUCCAAAUGAGGAGACAUUCAUCUUUAGGCCUGAUUUCUAGAGGUAGACUGUUGUAUCCCUAGUGUUUUCAUCAUUACCUUGCUUUUUUUAGUUUCUCAAAAAGAAUGAGGUGAUGUGAGAAAAUCCAAGGGUUUGACCUUUUUUAUCAUGCAAAAUCACUUUGAUGACUAUGUUUUGUCACAUGGUGUUGGGUAUUAAUGAGUGAUAGUAAAGGCAGUUGUGUGUGUGUGCGUCUUUGUGUGUGGGUGUGUGUGCGCUUGGGUGUGUGUGUUUGUUUAUGACUUCAGGUGAAGUGAUUGCCUUUUCCUGAAGUGUCCUGUUUGUCAGUGAGGAUCCCUGAGAUUAAAGGUUGAAGAGGUGAAACACGAAGCAACCAAGGGCUGUUUUAGCUUCAAAGAUAUAUCCUCCUAUCUUUCUGAGACAAAUCCUUGUGUCCAUAAUUAUGGCAUCAAAGGUUAAAGCCUGACUACGCAGCAAUAAAUGUUCUGUGUGUAUGCCCUGA
Messenger RNA from Micropterus dolomieu (smallmouth bass), 4214 nucleotides. Its product is annotated as voltage-dependent T-type calcium channel subunit alpha-1I-like. The transcript has 5 exons. Lineage: Eukaryota; Metazoa; Chordata; Actinopteri; Centrarchiformes; Centrarchidae. The coding region runs from base 61 to 1656 and encodes 531 amino acids. The record is from RefSeq and is a predicted model, not a curated record.